GGUCUCUGGGGAAGUCACAUGCUUUGUGGACCUUGAAAAGAAUCUUCUGAGGCCUCAGCUUCUCUCCAAGAACCCACCUAGAACUGUGUUCAACUCUCUUCUACCACAAUGAGCAACAAAUUCCUGGGCACCUGGAAACUCGUCUCCAGUGAGCACUUUGAUGAGUACAUGAAAGCUCUGGGAGUGGGGUUGGCCACCAGAAAACUGGGAAAUUUGACCAAGCCUACAGUGAUCAUCAGCAAGAAAGGGGACUAUCUAACUAUACGAACUGAAAGUACCUUUAAAAGUACAGAAAUCUCUUUCAAACUGGGCCAGGAAUUUGAAGAAACCACAGCUGACAAUAGGAAAACUAAGACUCUGGUAACCCUGGAGAAAGGCUCACUGAAUCAAGUGCAGAAAUGGGACGGCAAAGAGACAAUGAUAAAGAGAAAGUUGGUGGAUGGAAAAAUGAUAAUGGAAUGUAUGAUGAAUGGCAUCAUCUGCACCAGAAUUUAUGAGAAGGUUUGAGAAAAUCAUUUCCUCACUGAAGUAACAUUUGAUCAUUUAAUAUUGAAAAAUCAAUUGCUUCCACUGUCAAGCCCUGAAUAGGUCAAAAUUUGCUUAUUUGUUUCUGCUUUUGUCUUCAUUCAUCAGAUUAUCAAAGGCUUAAACUGAGAAUUAGUCUAAAAUUCACAGCUACUUAAACAUUUUCAAUUUGUAUAAGUGUAUUAAAGCAAAUGCAUCAGCCAGACCAAAUUGUUGAUAAUGUUAUUAAUUGUUCGUGAAAUUCUGACCUGUGCUAUACUCUGAUUAAUUUAGAUAAUAAUAAAAAAGAAGUAAUAGGACUAUAAAAGGAAGUAAAAGUAUCAAUUAGAGAUACCAAAUUCAAAUGUCUUUGGGGCCAGGAGGGUUAUUAGGUAAGAGACUCAGAAAUGAAGCAACCCAGGAGGAAACAUUUUAAAUUGUGGAUUUCAGUCCCAGUUGAAAUGGGCAGCCUCUACUCCAACCAAUUAUUUUUUAAAUUGAGGAGUAAUUUAUAGACAGUGAAAUGCAAAGAUAUUAAGAGCAGGGUUGAAUGCAUCGUGGCAAAUGCAUACGCCCAAAUAAAUCAGGAUUGAGACACAAAAUAUUUCCUCUAUCCCAGAAAGCUUCUGCAUGUCUCUUCCUAGGCAAUGUCCUAUACCGUUCCAUCCCACCAAAAGCAAGGACAGUAGUGAUUUGAUCCUAGCACUGUAGGUUAGAUUUGCCUGUUCAUGUUAAUGGAAUCAUGUAUUAGCCAUUCGUUUCUGUUUGCUCUUUUAAACUCAGCAUAAUCUUUUUCAGAUUCAUUCAUAUAGUUGCAAGAAAUUGCAGUUUGUUCCUUUCUAUUGCCAAGUACUAUUUCAUUGUAUAAAUAUGUCAGUUCAUCAAUCUUUCUGUUUCAACAAUUCUGCUGUCACCAAUUUUUGGUCACUAUGGAUAAAGCUGCUACAUUCUUAAACAAAA
Molecule: messenger RNA, 1464 nt
Organism: Heterocephalus glaber (naked mole-rat)
Lineage: Eukaryota; Metazoa; Chordata; Mammalia; Rodentia; Bathyergidae
Product: myelin P2 protein
Molecular function (GO): lipid binding
Source: RefSeq, a predicted model, not a curated record